GCUGGAAGGUUUUUUUUUUUCUUUCUUUCCUUUCUUUCUUGCUUCCUUUCUUUUCUUUUUUUUUUUUUGACCUAGUCAGGGGGAGGAGAGCGAAAAUACUGAGAGACUGGGAGUAAGAAAAGAGAACAGCAAGCCGGUCUGCAGGAAUUCUGAGUUAGAGCAUACAGCUUUCCUGGUUCCUGUCACAGGACUUUAUCUUCAGCACCUUCUGGAUUUAUACUACAGAGGAGCUUCUUUUAGGAAUUGUUAACAGUGGGAUAUCAACAGGGGAGAGAAAGGACAAUCAGCGCCUUGUGUGAUUUGAUUAUAAUUUUUUUUACAAAUCUAGAUGUUUCAAGCUUUGAUGUUUUCCUUAUCGUGGUGGAAUUAGGGAUUGGUAAAUCAUAAAACAAAAACCCAUUAAGGCUGAGAACUCCUGAAACAACAUCCUCGCUGUCAGGAAUAGUGGUUUCUGAGAAGGAAGAAGGGCCUGGGGCAUUACUCCCUGUCAACGACUUUUCUGCAUCAGAUAUAACGAUUCCAGCUACAUGGGCAAACGCUUGGAACAGCAACAAAUGUACCCUCAGUACACUUACUACUAUCCUCAUUAUCUCCAAACCAAGCAGUCCUAUGCACCAGCUCCCCAUCCCAUGGCUCCCCCCAGCCCAAGUACAAACAGUAGUAACAACAGCAGCAACAGCAAUGGAGAACAGCUGAGUAAAACAAACCUAUAUAUAAGAGGACUUCCACCUGGCACGACAGACCAAGACCUCAUUAAGCUAUGUCAACCGUAUGGGAAAAUCGUAUCAACCAAGGCAAUCUUGGACAAAAACACAAAUCAAUGCAAAGGUUAUGGAUUUGUAGAUUUUGACAGCCCUGCUGCAGCACAGAAAGCUGUUGCAUCACUGAAAGCUACUGGUGUGCAAGCCCAAAUGGCAAAGCAACAAGAGCAAGACCCAACCAAUUUGUACAUUUCAAACUUGCCUAUUUCGAUGGAUGAACAAGAAUUAGAAAACAUGCUUAAACCAUUUGGACAUGUAAUUUCUACAAGAAUAUUAAGAGAUGCAUGUGGAGUCAGUAGAGGAGUAGGAUUUGCACGAAUGGAAUCUACAGAAAAAUGUGAAGUGGUAAUUCAGCAUUUCAAUGGAAAAUAUUUGAAAACACCUCCAGGUGUACCAGCUCCACCAGAGCCUUUACUGUGUAAAUUCGCUGAUGGAGGACAAAAGAAGAGGCAAAAUCAGAGCAAAUAUACACAAAAUGGGAGGCCGUGGCCUAGAGAUGGCGAGACUGGAAUGACAUUGACAUAUGACCCAACAGCAGCUAUGCAGAAUGGAUUUUAUUCUACUCCCUACAAUAUUGCAACAAACAGAAUGAUUCCACAAACAUCCAUCACACCUUUUAUUGCUGCUUCCCCUGUAUCUACUUAUCAGGUACAAAGUACAUCUUGGAUGCCUCACCCACCAUAUGUUAUGCAACCAACGGGUGCUGUUAUAACACCAACGAUGGACCAUACCAUGUCAAUGCAGCCGGCUAGUAUGAUGGGCCCUCUAACACAACAAAUGAAUCACCUCUCCUUGGGGACAACCGGAACAUAUAUGACUGCUGCUGCACCUAUGCAAGGAACCUAUAUACCCCAGUAUAAUCCUGUGCCUCCAACAGCUGUUCAAGUUGAAGGUGUUGUUGCUGAUACCUCUCCUCAAACAGUACCAUCUUCAUCACAGGAAGCAAGUGGACAGCAGCAGCAAAUAUCCGUAGAGACGAGUAGUGAACAUGUUCCGGCAUACUCCUACCAACAAUCCAAGUAAACAAGUGAUAAUAAACAGGACUGAAGAAUGUUGGUCUGAAAACCUUGCCUUGAAUGGAGACACUUCAUUAAGAAGUUGACUUCCUCUUUGCACAGGCAUCAAACAGAAGCUUUUUUUUUCCUUUUUAUUUUUUUCUAACCAGCUCAACAGUGUUUUUAUGUGCUGUGCAAAAACAAACAAAAACAAAACAAUGGAAAAGAAAAAUGUUCAGUUAUGUAGUUUGACAAUUUUAUUUUUGCUACUCUUUCUUAAUGAAUACACACCAAGAAAAACACAAUGCUGGGUCAUCAUUUCAUCUGGAACUUGAUGUAUAACUGAAGCUAUACAGCAGAUAGUACAGACAUUAGGAAACAGUGAAACCUAUGUUGAGGAGCAGCACUUCAGAUGGAACCAUAAUUGUCUUCCUCUAUAAUUAAGCAAAACCGCCUCUUUCUUGUAUUUUGUUUCAGAAUUCUUUCUAUUUUAUUAUUUCUUCUUCCAUAAGAAUGAUUACCAUAAAUUCUAAUUGCCUUAAUUUUAAGGACAGAUCAGAAAGACAGAGAUCAACAUCCUAAUGGAACAUAAGGCAUGAGCUUCAGUACUUUAAUUGCAUCCCACAACUGUUAAUGACGUUACUCAUUGGUUUAUAGGGUUAACAUAAUUGUACAGAUUGACAUGGGAAAAAAUUUCUUCUUUCAAAGAAACAUUUUGAUGGAAAAAAAGGUGGUUCUGCAAUUUAAAAAAAAGUUUGGACUUCUAUGAAUUUUAUUGUAAAUGUUAAAACAAAAAUAUAGUUAGCUGUAGCUUUUCACAUUGGGUCAAUGGACUAAAAAAUGGAAACAAAAAAUACACAAGAAGCAACUGCAUCUGAGAGUCAUGCAGUUUUUUGUUGAAUGCUUUUUUUAUUAUUUCAUUUUUCAGUUUAUUUACAAAGUGUGAUUGGUAGCAAAGGCAUUAGUGCUUUCUAUCUGCAGUCUUUUUUAUAAGCUUUAAGAGAUUUUUAGUCAGCUUUGCUUGUCAUAUUGCAAAAAAAGAAAAAAAAACUCAAUAGUUGUAAAAUUAGGAGUUUAUGGGUAAAAAAAGUUGCAUAAAAAGCAAUAGCUAGAAGAAAUUGUUGACAAUUUCUGUAGUAUUUCCGAGUUGUGAUCAAAUGCAGCCUACGGAUGGCCAAUUUCAUACCAAAGAUGAAGUGACACCCUAAAGCAGAUCUGAAAACAGUGUUUUGGUUUUUAUUUUACUUUUUAUUUGACCUACAUGGCCGGACCAACUCUUUAUUCUCUGUUUAAGCUAUCUUCCAUUGGUAUCUUGUGUCAUAUAUACAGUAUUGUUUGCAAAAUAAUGGUAAGUUGGUAUAGCUGAACCCUGUUGAUUGCUUGCACUCCUGAUUACCUAUGACAGCUAAAAUGUUUUUUUUUUUCUAGCAUUACAUUUCCUUUAAGUCUUCCUUAAUUUUCUAUAUAGACCUCUUAGAAUCUUUGUAAAUGGCAGCUUAUUUUUUUGCAUUUUAAGCGUUGUCUGUCAUUUUUAGAGGAACCAUUGACAAUCAGUUUAUAAAAAAAGACAAUAUAUUUCCAUGCAUUGAAUUUCGUAUUUGUUUUCUCAUUUCAUCAACAAUUGCUAAAAGGGCUAUAAAUACUUAAUGGAAACUACCACCAACAUUGUGUUUUUUCCCCUUGUAAAGUCAGAUUUCCUAUUUUAAAUAUACUAUACUUAGAUAAAGAUAAGUGCCAAUAGGGAUAUCACUAGUUAAUCAAAUAUUUUUUAUUUAUUUGUUUAACUUUUUUUUUUUACUCAAACAAGAGACAAAAAUACAAUUUGGUGACAGUUUUUUUUUUCCACUCAAAAUGCAAAGCCCUUUUUAUGAUGUUGUGAAUUAUGUAUAAGGCUAUGUUCACACUAGCAUCAUGGCUUCCGUUCAUAACAUAGAUACUUUUGACUUAAAGGAGUUGUCCUGUUUUACCAAAAAACUGGAUAACUAUGGUGAGUAGCUUAAAAAAAACACAUUACUUAUGUACUUACGCUUAAACAACUUUAGUUUUUAAUUAUCAUUAGGUUUUAGCUGCAGUUUUGGGAUUUUUUGAUGUCAUGAAUAGUGGAACAAACCUAGCCAUUGAAAACUUCAAAUCGUCAAAGGGAAUGCAAAUAAUGCCAAUGUGAACAGAGCCCAGAAUAUAUAUUAUUAACUGACUAGCUUAACUGACUGUUAAGAUGUUCAAAUAGCACAGAUUCAGAAACUAACUCAACUAUCUACUUUCAGCAAACUGGUGAUCUAUUGAGAUUGAUGAUCAAUUUUUUUAAAUUAUGCUAAGUCAAUCGGAAAAUCAUUCAAUCCAAAAUUAAUUUGUACAACUCCAAUGUCACUGAAAACAUGCAAAUUACACAUAAAGAAAUACUAGUAAAGGCAAAUAAAAAAAAUCACUAUUUGAGUGAACAGUAUAGCCUAAAAGUCCAUAAAAGUUAAAGAAACCCCCUAAAAUCAUAAAGUUGUAGCAUUAAUAACAUUUAUCUAGUUCCAGUAUCCUUUUAAUAUACAACUUUCAAAUGACCUCUACUCUAGCAAGCUAAAUUACCAGAAAGUAUUUUAUAGUUGUAUUCCAGGAAAAAAUUAUGAAAGGUUUUUAUCUGAGAAAUGAGAACACAUGACUGAAGAUAUGUAUAAGACAGUUAUAGGAAGGUGUAUAUAACUCCAAUAGUUUUAACUAUUGUAGUGUUUUGAAGGUGGAGAAGACAGUAAAAGUUCUGAUUUGAAGUUUCAGAUUUGAAUGUAUGAUUGGGAAAGGAUUAGCACAACAGACAGGAUUUAAAUUAAAAAAAUCUUAGAAUCUUUGGCCCAUUGAAUUCAAAACUGUAUCCAGUUAUUUUUUUUCUAUGUGAUUGUUUCCAUAUUUGCUAUAGUCUUUUUAAAGGUGUUGCUAUUUCCAUGAUGAUAACUUUUUAUUAUUUAAAGAGUAAAUGUUAGCAGGAUUAACUCUAUUAAUAAUGCCUGAUAGGUUUUGUACUUCUGGAGAAAAGAUAUGACAAUUAUGCAGAGCCUGAGUAAUUUCCCUUUUCUUAUUAUGUAAAUUAGGUCUUUAGUGCACUGAUCGCCACCUUUUUUGCUUUGCCACCUCCUCUCUGCACUACUCUUGACUGACAGAGCCAGGCAUCUCAUCUGGAGCUUACACAGUAGAUGUACUGCUCAUUAUUACAUAUUAUAUUAUUGUGCAUACAUUGAUGACAUCAUCCUCCACCUGAAUGAUGCCGAUCACCUUCUCUUUGGGUGGAGGAUGACAUCAUCAGCGUAUGCACUGUAGUCAUCUGCAAUGAUGGGGAAACAGAAGCUGAUUUACUGCAUAGAGAUUGAGAUUUUGGGGCCAUAUGAAAGUGAAGGGGCUAUUAAUACAAAGUGGAGAAAUACUGGUGCUCUGAUGGGAAAGUGUCUGCCUCUCAGUAGAUUUAAGACCUCAUUCACUUGUUAAUAAAAUGGAAUUACUCAGGAACAGUGCAAAGGAUCUGCAAAAUGGAGGUAUUGUUUAACUCAACAGGAGCAACCGUACCAAACCUGGUUUAAUAGGGUUGAUCCUGCCGACAGAUGCUCUUUAAUAAUCCCCUCUAUUGCUGUAAUAGAUAUUAUGCUGAUGUAUUAUAUCAUAUUACCUUAAUUAGCCCAUCAAAAGAAGAAUCUUGGCUGGAAUGGAUAUAAUUUUUAAUACCUUAAAAUAAUGUGGUUAAAGAUACAUUUCUAAAACCAUAAUAUAAAUUAUUUCAUAAAUGUACAGUUUGCAGGGAAUCAAUUAGUAGUUUAUUUUACGUGUCAAACUGGGAUGGCUAAACUAAAAACUAAGCAUCAAAGACAGACAACGUAAUAAACUCUUUUCUGCAAAAAAGUGAAUAUGUGUAUGUUCAAAUACAAAAAGUAAAAAAAAAAUGUAAUUUUCAAUGGGGCACCGCCUCCCCAUUGGUUUUUCAUUGCAAUUAUAUCAUGACAUCUACCAUGCCUAAGGUACUGGCAGCUUCUUUCUUUUUCGUAUAAAUUACAAUAUAUACAGUGCUUUUUCUUAAGUGGCAGCUUGUUUUCAUUGUUCCAAAAAACCUCAGUAAUCACGAGCACUUAGUGUGUGGCCAAUGGUUAGGGAAGAGACUUCAUGUCUGGUUCAGAACCUGCUGCUAUUUUUACUUGUGUAUAAACUAAACAUCUAUUCACUUUAAGCUGCUAUUGGAAGAUUCUCUAUUUAAGAAAAAUCAUGCCUGGGGCAUAUUUUUUUUUCUAAAACUGUGCGUAAUGGUGACCUACUGUAAAUGUUUGCAUUGUUAAAGUCUAGAAGAUGUUCCAAUGUUUUUUUUUUUUAAUCUUUUUAAUUCAUUAGAACAUUUAUUUAAAAAUGAAUAUAUUUUGUGUUCCAGGUCAUAUACUUUUCAAAAUAUGUAAGGGCUAAAUAUACCAUUGGGAGAUGUAUAGAAUAAAAGGUGAAAUACUGUAAGUCAUUAAAAAUGUUUGAAGAAAGCUACUUUUAUGUUCCAUUUACAUUUGCCAUUGCCUUUGAAGUGUCAUAUUUUGUAAUUUUAUAUGUAUCCACGCUUUUGUCAAAUCACCCAAAUGUAUAUUUAGCAUUAAAAUGUUCUUAAUGUCAGCAUGAAUAAAAAAAGA
Molecule: messenger RNA, 6390 nt
Organism: Bufo gargarizans (Asiatic toad)
Lineage: Eukaryota; Metazoa; Chordata; Amphibia; Anura; Bufonidae
Gene: RBMS3
Product: RNA binding motif single stranded interacting protein 3
Exons: 14
Coding region: 528-1784 (418 amino acids)
Cellular component (GO): cytosol; ribonucleoprotein complex; nucleus
Molecular function (GO): poly(U) RNA binding; mRNA 3'-UTR binding; poly(A) binding
Source: RefSeq, a predicted model, not a curated record